AACAAAACAGACAUUACAAAGGACCCCCACACGAUAUAUCCUAGGAACACCCUCAUCUACUACGCCAGAUGCUCUGUUGAUCCAAGCACGACUUCAAGCAUCAAUAGCUGAAGCUGCCCCCUUGAAAUCGCCACACUUAUCAGUCGACACCGCCAUGGACCAAAUGAUGGGUGGCGGGAAUGGAGGACUCGGCGGACAAGCCGGGUUCCCCCUCGAAGCAUGGUUCUGGGAAAUGCCCGUCUGCACACGCCUCUGGACCACCGCAACGGUCCUCACGAGCGUCCUCGUCCAAUGCGACAUCGUCAACUCACUCAAGCUCUUCUACAGCUACCGCGCCGUCUUUUACAAGCACCAACUCUGGCGCCUCUUAACAACCUUCCUCUACUUCGGCCCCCUCUCCCUCGACCUCGUCUUCCACGCCUUCUUCAUGCAGCGCUACUCCCGCCUCCUCGAAGAAUCCUCCGGCCGCUCGCCCGCCCACUUCUCCUGGCUCCUCCUCUACUCCUGCGUGUGCCUCAUCGCGCUCUCCCCCUUCGUCUCCAUGCCCUUCCUCGGGCACCCUCUGUCCAGUACACUCGUCUACAUCUGGUCGCGGCGGAACCCGGAUACGCGGCUCUCGUUCCUCGGGCUGCUGGUGUUCACCGCGCCGUACUUGCCGUGGGUGCUGAUGGGGUUUAGUUUUGUGUUGCAUGGCACGGUGCCGAAGGAUGAGAUUAUGGGAGUGGUGGUGGGACAUGUGUGGUACUUUUUUACGGAUGUCUAUCCGCCGCUCCAUGGGGGUUAUAAGCCUCUAGAUCCGCCGGGGUGGUGGAGGAGGUGGAUUGAGGGGAGGAGGGGGGAGGUGGAGGAGAUGACGGGGGUGAUUGAGGUGCCGCCGGGAGCGCCGGUGCUGGCGCCGCCGUUGGCAGGGGCGGAGGGGCGCUGAUGAGUAGGUGGUGGGGUUAUUGUACGUGAGUUAGCAUUUGGGAUCCUGAGGAUGGUCUUUGGGUAUUACAUUGGUGGAAUUUGAUGGGAUGAGGAGUUUUGGGUCAUAGAUACCGGGCUUGUUGCUCAUGGUGAGCAGCGGGCAUAAAAUUGUAGCGUUAUCUUGAAUCAAUCAAGUUGAUUCACUCUCUGAUUAGUGAAGAUAGUCGAGAUAGCUGUAAAUUGCUAUGCUAUGGAUUUAUUGUGCCAGCAGCUGUCGAUUUCAUGGACAUCAUUCAGUUACUGAAGGGGAAUGCAAUACCACUAGAACCUAAUGAUGCCAAUGAUACUAGCGAGU
Messenger RNA from Pseudogymnoascus destructans, 1261 nucleotides. RefSeq lists its product as uncharacterized. The coding region runs from base 155 to 925 and encodes 256 amino acids. Gene Ontology annotation, cellular component: Hrd1p ubiquitin ligase ERAD-L complex; endoplasmic reticulum membrane. The record is from RefSeq and is a predicted model, not a curated record. Gene Ontology annotation, biological process: endoplasmic reticulum unfolded protein response. NCBI's taxonomy places the organism in Eukaryota, Fungi, Ascomycota, Leotiomycetes, Thelebolales, Thelebolaceae. The transcript is spliced from 2 exons. Gene Ontology annotation, molecular function: misfolded protein binding; ubiquitin-specific protease binding.